This is a messenger RNA of Bradysia coprophila, 3840 nucleotides long. RefSeq names its product FLII actin remodeling protein (gene fliI). Lineage: Eukaryota; Metazoa; Arthropoda; Insecta; Diptera; Sciaridae. Gene Ontology annotation, cellular component: nucleus; cytoplasm; actin cytoskeleton. Gene Ontology annotation, biological process: actin filament severing; barbed-end actin filament capping; myofibril assembly. Gene Ontology annotation, molecular function: phosphatidylinositol-4,5-bisphosphate binding; actin filament binding. The record is from RefSeq and is a predicted model, not a curated record.
CAUUCAGCCACUACAUAGUGCAAUACAUAUAUGACAGAUUGACUGUCAAAAAAUAAAUAAUUUUAAAAAUAAAGAAAAAUAAUGGCGACUGGUGUUUUGCCUUUUGUUCGAGGAGUUGAUUUUACAAAAAAUGAUUUUAGUAAUGGAAAAUUUCCCAAGGCCCUACGACUGAUGACUGGCGUCCAAUGGCUGAGGCUAGACAAAACACAAUUGAACGAAAUACCCGAGGAAAUGGGAAAACUUCACAAAUUAGAGCAUCUAUCACUGAAGAACAAUCAGCUGGAAAAAUUGUUCGGCGAGCUCACCGAACUCGGAUGUUUGAGAUCGCUCAAUUUGCGUCACAACAUCAUCAAAAGUUCUGGUAUACCACCGGAGCUGUUUCAUUUGGAUGAAUUGACAACGCUGGAUUUGUCGCAUAACAAGCUGAAGGAAGUGCCAGAGGGCUUAGAUCGAGCGAAGAAUGUUCUGGUUUUGAACUUGAGCUACAAUCAAAUUGAAGUUAUUCCUACGACACUAUUCAUUCACUUAACCGAUUUAUUAUACUUGGACUUGUCGCAUAACAAAUUGGAAACGUUGCCGCCACAAACCAGACGCCUAGCAAAUUUACAAACGUUGAAUUUAAGUGAUAAUCCGUUAGAGUUGUUUCAACUGAGACAACUACCCUCGUUACAAAGUCUCGAAGUUCUCAAUAUGAGCAACACACAACGAACACUCCAAAAUUUUCCCACAUUUUCAGCAAAUUUAUCGAAUCUGGCUGAACUCGAUUUGUCUAGGAAUUCGAUACAGAAACUACCGCAAUGUCUGUUCAACAUGUCGAACUUGCAGCGAUUAAAUCUUAGCGAUAACGAAAUCAAUGAACUGUCCAGUGAAAUCGAAUGCUGGCAAAAAUUGGAAACGCUGAACUUGUCCAGAAAUCAAAUCAGUGUAUUGCCACCAGCCAUCUGUAAAUUAACGCAACUGCGACGUUUGUAUAUCAACGACAAUCAAUUGGACUUCGAUGGAAUACCGUCCGGCAUCGGUAAACUGUGCAAUUUGGAAAUAUUUUCCGCAUCGAAUAAUCAUUUGGAAAUGGUGCCGGAAGGUUUGUGCCGUUGCGGUGCAUUGAAAAAACUGAAUUUGAGCACAAAUCGAUUAAUUACAUUACCGGAUGCGAUACAUUUGCUGUCCGAUUUGGAUCAAUUGGAUCUGCGAAAUAAUCCCGAUUUGAUAAUGCCAGCAAAGCCGACCGACAUGCAAAAAGGAUCGGGCAUUGAGUUUUACAACAUUGAUUUUUCGCUUCAACAUCAAUUACGGUUGGCUGGAUCCAAUGUUCCCGCAGCAAUAGCUCCAGCAGCUAAUUCUAGUAAAGAUCCCAUAGCACGAAAGCAACGUCUAAGGCGCGGUCUACGAACCGAUUCCGAAAAAGAUUCGGCGAAAAUUUUGAAAGGCAUGAAGGACAUUGCUAAAGAAAAAGAACUCCAGGCUUGGGAAGAAGAAAAAGCUGAAAGUGUUAAACCGAAGCGUUGGGAUGAGUCAUUAGAAAAGCCACCAGUUGAUUACUCGGAAAUAUUCGAAGAGGACGAUGGUCAGAUACCUGGUCUAACAAUAUGGGAAAUUGAGAAUUUCUUGCCGAACAAAAUUGACGAGGUUGUCCACGGUAAAUUCUACGAGGGUGACUGUUACAUCGUUUUGAAAACAACGGCUGACGAUGUUGGUCAGUUGAACUGGCAAAUUUAUUUCUGGAUCGGCGUCAACGCAACAUUGGACAAACGUGCAUGCGCAGCUAUUCAUGCCGUCAAUUUGCGAAACUAUUUGGGCGCCCGGUGUCGAACGAUUCGUGAAGAACAGGGCGACGAGUCGGAAGAGUUUUUCGCUUUAUUUGAAACACCAGUCACAUAUAUUGAAGGUGGACGAACGGCGACCGGCUUCUUUACCGUCGAAGAUCUCGUAUAUGCCACUAGGAUGUAUCGAGUACACGGAAAUGGAGCUAGCAUACAUUUUGAACCGGUUCCGGUCGAGUUUGAAUCACUGGAUCCUCGGUACGUUUUCGUUCUGGAUUGUGGUGAAGUGAUUCACAUGUGGUACGGAAAGAAGUCGAAAAACACUUUGAAGUCCAAGGCCCGUUUGAUGGUCGAGAAAAUCAACAAAAACGAAAGGAAAAACAAAACGGAAAUUCUAAUGGAAAUUCAAGGAUCGGAAACUACUGAAUUCUGGAAAGCAUUGGGCUUUGAUAUUGCGUCGCCGGAAAGUAAGCCACAGGAGCAUGUCGAGGAAUUUGUACCAUCUGUACCGCGACUGUAUCAAGUUCAACUUGGAAUGGGUUAUUUAGAAUUGCCACAAGUUGAAGUUCCCCACCAAAAGUUAGUGCAUACGCUCUUAAACAGCAAGAACGUGUACAUACUGGACUGUUAUUUGGAUUUGUUCGUUUGGUUCGGUAAGAAGUCUACAAGACUGGUUCGUGCGGCUGCAGUGAAACUUUCUCAGGAACUUUUCAAUAUGAUUGAGAGACCUGACAUUGCGACCGUAACACGAGUACAAGAAGGUACCGAAACUCAGAUAUUCAAAUCGAAAUUCAUCGGAUGGGAGGAAAUUAUUGCCGUCGAUUUCACCCGAACUGCUCAAUCUGUAGCAAAAACUGGGGCCGAUUUGACGAAGUGGGCCAAACAACAAGAAACACGAGCGGAUCUUGCUGCUCUAUUUAUGCCACGUCAGCCGUCGAUGCCACUGGCCAAAGCUGCACAAUUGGAGGAAGAUUGGAACUUAGACUUAGAGGCGAUGGAAGCGUUUGUUUGGGAGGGUAAGAAGUAUGUACGUUUGCCGGAUGAAGAGCUGGGUCACUUUUACACGGACGCAUGCUACGUAUUUUUGUGUCGCUACUGUAUUCCGCCCGAAGAAGAUGAUGAAGAUGGCGAAAACGGUGCUGGUGAUGGACAGUCGGUCGCUGAAGACGAGAUUCAAUGCGUUGUCUAUUUCUGGCAAGGACGUCAAGCUGGCAAUAUGGCCUGGUUAACGUUUACAUUUACGCUACAGAAGAAGUUCAAGGCAAUGUUCGGCGAAGAACUGGAAGUGGUGCGAAUCCAUCAGCAACAAGAACAUUUGAAAUUCUUGGCACAUUUCAAGAGGAAAUUCAUCAUCAAAAACGGCAGACGUAACGAGAAAAUUCGGACGCCUGAUGGCAAAGCUCCCGUUGAAUUUUAUCAUUUACGUUCGAAUGGAGGCGCUUUGUUCACUCGUCUCAUCCAGGUUAGACCAGAUGCCACGUUAUUGAAUUCAGCAUUUUGUUACAUCCUCUACGUGCCAUUUGAGACUGAAGAUGCUUCCGAGUCUGGUAUUGUAUACGUUUGGAUCGGAUCGAAAUCAACGCCCGAGGAAUCAAAAUUGAUACAAGAAAUCGCUGAAGAAAUGUUCAAUAAUCCGUGGGUCAGUUUGCAGAUACUAAAUGAAGGAGAAGAGCCGGAAAAUUUCUUUUGGAUUGCACUGGGUGGUAAAAAGCCAUACGAUUCGGACGCUACAUUUAUGGAGUUCACCAGAUUGUUCCGCUGUUCGAAUGAAAAAGGCUACUUUACAGUAGCCGAAAAAUGUUCAGACUUUUGCCAGGAUGAUCUAGCCGACGACGACAUUAUGAUACUGGACAAUGGCGAGCAGAUAUUCUUGUGGCUGGGUGCCAGGUGCAGCGAAGUAGAAAUAAAGUUAGCCUAUAAAUCGGCACAGGUUUAUAUUCAACACAUGCGCAUUAAACAACCAGAACGUCCAAGAAAGCUGUUCUUAACGCUGAAAAACAAAGAAUCUAGAAGAUUUACGAAAUGCUUCCACGGUUGGGGCGUUCACAAGCAGUUUGAAUAAAGUAUUUCCAUUUUCAUA